AUGCCAACCCCAUCAUCCAACCCGCCCGCUGAGGCGUCGUCGCCUCGCUCCUACAGCUUCUCGACUUGCCCUGACGACGUCCAACAUCAGCAGCGCCCUUCCUGGCAGUCGCGCGAGGCCGUCCAAGACCACAACGACGACAUGGGCGUUCAGCCCACGCCUGACGCUUCGCCGCUCACCGUUGACGCGCCGCCCGCACCCGAAGGCCCAGCGAGCGACGACACCGUCAUGUAUGAGGGACGAUCAUCCGAUGACCCAUCGACGAGAUCAUCUACCAUGUCUCCCCGACCCCAAUCUGCCAACACCGCAGUCACAUCUCCCAUAUCCAGCGGGCCCAGUUCCGACAUCACCAAGGGUCGAGACGCCGAGAUCGGCAGCCAGCUGAGCCAGGAAUCCUCAAACAACACAAGACAAACCUCCGAAACCGAAACCAUAUCUCGCGCGCCGUCCAGCCGUAGAGGCUCGCCGAACCGCGAGUUGGAGUGGAUUGAUGCGGAUGCGCAAGAAGAUGAGCUCUGGGCUCCAUCGAUGGGAGCCGACUUCUCGUGCAUGCGGACAAUUCCUUCAUCACCAUCAUCAUACCUGCGCUCGGGUAGCCGAUUCCACGGCACACAGCAAUCUGAGCGUCAAGUCUACGAUGUUCAGGUUGAGAUCAAGCAUGUCGACAUGCGCGAGUCUUUUCUCUGCGGAUAUCUCCGCAUUCAAGGCUUAACUGAGGACCACCCAACUCUCACGACAUACUUUGAAGGCGAGAUCAUUGGGUCCAAAUACAGCUUCUACACCCAGCAUGACAACUGGGGUGCAAACAGCAAGGUUGACUUGAGCCACUGGGCCAAGUUCGCCGCCUUCCGCCCAUUCCAGAAGCAGGCUCGAAAGGGUCCCGUCACGAUCCGUGAUGCCGCUCAGAGGGAAACCAUCUUUAUGCGGUGGAAGGAACACUUCCUGGUCCCCGAUCACAGAGUCCGCACCAUAACAGGUGCCAGCUUCGAGGGCUUUUACUACAUCUGCUUCAACCAAGUUAAGGGUGAAGUCAGCGGCAUCUACUUUCACUCCAAGAGCGAAAAGUUCCAGCAACUGGAGCUAAAGCAUGUCCCUGACCGGGGCUGUUUUGCCGCAACCGAAUUUCGUUGA
Fusarium keratoplasticum is the source of this 1131-nucleotide messenger RNA. RefSeq lists its product as uncharacterized. The record is from RefSeq and is a predicted model, not a curated record. Gene Ontology annotation, cellular component: extrinsic component of membrane; GID complex. NCBI's taxonomy places the organism in Eukaryota, Fungi, Ascomycota, Sordariomycetes, Hypocreales, Nectriaceae. The transcript is spliced from 4 exons. Gene Ontology annotation, biological process: negative regulation of gluconeogenesis; protein targeting to vacuole; protein catabolic process in the vacuole. Bases 1 to 1131 code for a protein of 376 amino acids.